AUGUCCCGGCACAGAAAUAUCAGGUCGUUUUGCGAUGACGAUGUUGAUACUUACGACGAGCCUCUCGCUAGUUCGGUAGACGAUGAUUACACGAUCUCUCCAAAUACAUCGGAAAGAUACAUAUAUAACCCGGAUCGCGGUUUCAAACAUGACAUACCAACAUUCCCAGUGACCCAAGUCGAACCAUUAAGCUUUACAUCAGCAGACUUCCCAUUAAAUGAGGUUAUGAGCUCUCAACCAGAAUCUCCUGGAGAGGUGUCUGGGCGUAUUGUGUCUCGUCCGUUAUUCGACUUUCCUAAUCAGAAGGAUGCGACAAAUAUAAAUUGCAAGGACAACCAACAAACCUCUGCCGAAAUUUUCGGCAACAGCGAUCUCUUUGAUGCAGGUUCUUGUAACCCACAAGCACGACCUACAGCUCUAGACAAACCUAUGGAUACGUCGUUGAUAAACUUGCCUCUUUCUCAAAAAUUGACAAUUACGUCUCAUACUGACGAUCGUCCCAAUUUGUUGCGCACUCCGAUUAAUAGUGUGACAGCGACUCCUACCAAGCCGAUUGAUCGUCAUUUUCUGGUAAACGAAUAUGCCAAACUUCACGAGAAAUUCGGAGAUAAACAAAUAAUAAACCUUAUUGUUAUGGGACAUGUGGACGCCGGAAAAAGCACUUUAAUGGGAAAUUUACUUUAUCUGUUGGGACAUGUCUCCAGUAAACAGUUAGCAAAAUAUCAGUGGGAUGCGCAAAAACUCGGCAAAGCAUCAUUUGCCUAUGCCUGGAUUCUUGAUCAGACAGCAGAAGAAAGAAAUCGUGGUGUCACAAUGGAUAUUGCUCAGACGUCAUUUGAAACAAAAUCUAAACGGAUUGCUCUAAUGGAUGCUCCAGGACACAAGGAUUUCGUUCCGCAAGUUAUCGGAGGUGCAACGCAAGCUGAUGCUGCUCUCCUGGUAAUCAAUGCUACUCGAGGUGAAUUUGAGACUGGAAUUGGCACUGGUGGUCAGACAAGAGAACAUGCCCGACUAGCUCGUUUGCUAGGCGUUUCCCGUUUAAUUGUAGCUAUAAAUAAAAUGGAUACAGUGGAUUGGUGCGAAUCAAGAUAUCAUGAAAUCCAGUCGCAAAUAUCGGGUUUCUUGAAGUCAAUGAAUUUCUCCGGAGUUGUAUAUUGUCCAGUGUCUGGGUUAACUGGAGUGAAUUUAAUACAACAAGAUAUAUCCAAUGGUAAAAAUGCCUCUGAAUCAAAUUCGAAACUUUUUACCUGGUAUACAGGACCCUGUUUAUUAGAACUUAUUGAUUCAAUCCCACCACCAGAGAGAACAAUUGAUGGGCCGUUUCGUUUUGUUGUCAGUGACAUAUUUAAACCAGCUGGUUCAAGUGUACCGGCUGUUGUUGGACGUGUUGUUUCAGGGGGUGUUUCUGCUGGUGUAAAUCUACCAACGAGUAAAGUUAUCUGCCUACCGAGUGAUGUACGCGCAUGUGUUAAGUCUAUCAGAUCUUUGUGUAAUACUCGUUCAGGUCAAAAUGAUACUGCAACCGAAGGUGAUCUUGGCGGAAAGUUGUUAGAUCAAGUAGUAAAAUUUGCAUUUGCCGGUGAUCAGGUGGCACUUAUGCUUACUGAUAUCGAUCCGUUCCAAACUCUUAUUCCUGGUGAUCUGCUUACCGACCCAGAUAAUCCGAUCCCAUCAGCCACUUGUAUAUCCGCUAAGCUGUUGGUAUUCGCUAUUCGACAGCCUAUUACAAAAGGCUACCCGGUGAUAUAUUACUAUAAUUGUACUAGUGUAGCUGCUAAUAUUACCAGACUGAGGUUUAUAACACACAGGGAAAAUAAAAUUGAGAAAACUGUUAAAAAGCCAAGAUGUCUUCUUGGUAACUGUACAGCUGAUGUGGAAUUGACAUUCGAAAGACCGAUUUGUAUAGAGGUGUAUGAAAAGUGUAAACCUCUUGGUAGGUUUAUGCUUCGUGUUGGUGGUGAAUCGAUUGCUGGUGGUACUGUUACAGGGAUACUCCCGUCCAAGAAGAAUCGCCUUAUCGAUUUAUAG
This is a messenger RNA of Heterobilharzia americana, 2028 nucleotides long. Lineage: Eukaryota; Metazoa; Platyhelminthes; Trematoda; Strigeidida; Schistosomatidae. The record is from the annotation of a GenBank genome assembly.